CGCCCCUUUAUCCCGGGUAUAGGUCUUAAUUAGUCCGAGUCGGUUCAGUCAACAUGUCAAAUUGCCAGGAGCAGAAACUGGAGCAGGUGGAGAAAGAAAAAGUCGAGAGAAAUGUUAAAAAUGAGGAGGUGAAAGAUGAGGAGAAGGAAGAAAGGAAGGAUGAGAGGAAGGAUGAUGGAAAGAAAGAAAAGACGAAGGAAAAGAAAGAGCCAUUUCUGAAUUGUCUUUACAAUCCAAGGAGCGGCGAGUUUCUGGGUCGCACCGCCAGCAGCUGGGGUCUCAUCCUCCUUUUCUACCUCAUAUUUUAUACCUGUUUGACAGGAAUGUUCCUCCUGACCAUGUGGGUCAUGUUACAGACUCUGGAUGAAAAUGUUCCAACCUAUCAGGAUCGUUUGGCCAAUCCAGGUCUGGUGAUUCGUCCACAUGCAGCUGAAAUCUCCUUUAACCAGAGUGACUCAAAUAACUACAACCUUCACAUCCAACAACUGCACCAUCUGCUGCAAAAGUACAACGACAGCAUUCAGAAGCACAAUGAUCUGUGUCUGUUUGGAGAAUUCACUGAACAGGAUGAUGAGCCAGUGAAGAAGGUCUGUCAGUUCAUGAGAAGCAGCCUGGGCGACUGCUCCGGUCUGUCUGACACCAGCUUUGGAUUUGCUGAAGGAAAACCCUGCAUUAUCAUCAAAAUGAACCGGGUGAUUGGACUAAAACCUAAAGGAGAUCCUUACAUCAACUGCACUGCUGUGGGAGAAAGACCGUUACAAAUGCAGUACUUUCCAUCUGACCGUCGACUUGAUAAAAUGUUUUUCCCGUACUAUGGCAAAAAGGCCCAUCUGGACUAUGUGCAGCCUCUUGUUGCUGUCAAGUUGCUCUUGACUCAGGAUGACUACAAUAUUGACCAGACAGUUGAGUGCAAAGUGAUGGGUUCAGACCUGCUUAACGAUGACAGUCGGGAUAAGUUUCAGGGCCGGGUCAGUUUUCGGGUCAAAGUAUCAAUGUGAACAGAACUGGCAUUUCUCAAUGGACAGGUAAACAGGUUUGUGCCAUUCCAGGGAAUUUUUAUUCUAAAUCAGAUCUGUUCCAAUGCUGACCUGAGUCAAACUGUCAGAACCAUGACACCUGGGUCAGUCAUGAUAGUCAUACAAGCUAAAAAAGAGUCAAUACACAGGUUUAUAAUAAAAUGUGCAUAUUUUAUUAGAGAAGAAAUACACGCACACACACAAUCAACAAGGAAAACAAUAAAAGCAACAUAACAGUUAAAAAUAUCAAAAUUAUUAAUUAAAAAAUCAAAUAAUAUUUAUUUAUUCUUGUUAAGUUAAGUUUUUUUAUUUAUUCUUGUUAAGUUAAGUUUUUUUGGGGGGAGGGUUGGUAAAUUUUAAUGGUAAUGUGUCUCCCUCGCACAAACAUAACAGAGUAAAUUUCAUUACAAUGAAAAAAAUAAACGUGUAAAAGUAACAUUUGGAUGCUUUCCUGUUGUUGUUACACAGGGAAACCUUUCUACAUUAUUAUCCUCUAUAUAUCAUUGAUGUUAUUGUGUCACUUUGAAAAACCCAACUGGAUGAUAUUUGUUCAAAGUUCUUAAAUAAAAAGGUUUAAAUCGAAAAA
Molecule: messenger RNA, 1602 nt
Organism: Cynoglossus semilaevis (tongue sole)
Lineage: Eukaryota; Metazoa; Chordata; Actinopteri; Pleuronectiformes; Cynoglossidae
Product: sodium/potassium-transporting ATPase subunit beta-3-like
Exons: 7
Coding region: 54-998 (314 amino acids)
Biological process (GO): intracellular potassium ion homeostasis; sodium ion export across plasma membrane; potassium ion import across plasma membrane
Cellular component (GO): sodium:potassium-exchanging ATPase complex
Molecular function (GO): ATPase activator activity
Source: RefSeq, a predicted model, not a curated record